This is a messenger RNA of Osmerus eperlanus (European smelt), 3058 nucleotides long. It is a transcript of the gene grin2ba, whose product is annotated as glutamate receptor, ionotropic, N-methyl D-aspartate 2B, genome duplicate a. Gene Ontology annotation, cellular component: plasma membrane; NMDA selective glutamate receptor complex. Lineage: Eukaryota; Metazoa; Chordata; Actinopteri; Osmeriformes; Osmeridae. The record is from RefSeq and is a predicted model, not a curated record. Gene Ontology annotation, molecular function: NMDA glutamate receptor activity. Gene Ontology annotation, biological process: excitatory postsynaptic potential; long-term synaptic potentiation.
CCGUCCCGGUCCAGAAACCCCAAGGGCACCACCAGUAAGAUCAUGGUGUCGGUGUGGGCCUUCUUCGCUGUCAUCUUCCUGGCCUCCUACACUGCCAACCUGGCCGCCUUCAUGAUCCAGGAGGAGUACGUUGACCAGGUGUCUGGCCUGUCUGACAAGAAGUUCCAGAGCCCUAACGACUUCUCCCCGCCCUUCCGGUUCGGCACGGUGCCCAACGGGAGCACGGAGAGGAACAUCAGGAACAACUACCCGGACAUGCACGGCUACAUGACCAGCUUCCACCAGAGGAACGUCAACGAGGCCCUGCACAGCCUCAAGACUGGCAAACUGGACGCGUUCAUCUACGACGCGGCGGUGCUCAACUACAUGCCGGGGGACGAGGGCUGCAAGCUGGUGACCAUCGGGAGCGGGAAGGUGUUCGCCUCCACGGGCUACGGCAUCGCCAUCCAGAAGGAGUCCCCAUGGAAGAGACACGUGGAUCUGGCCAUACUGCAGCUCUUUGGAGAUGGUGACAUGGAGGAGCUGGAGGCCCUGUGGCUGACGGGGAUCUGCCACCACGAGAAGAACGAGGUGAUGUCCUCCCAGCUGGACGUGGACAACAUGGCGGGCGUCUUCUACAUGCUGGGCGCCGCCAUGGCGCUGUCGCUCAUCACCUUCAUCAGCGAGCACCUGUUCUACUGGCAGCUGCGCUUCUGCUUCAUGGGCGUGUGCUCGGGCAAGCCCGGCUUCACCUUCUCCAUCAGCAGGGGUAUCUACAGCUGUAUCCAUGGUGUCCAGAUCGAGGAGAAGAGCAGCUCGGCCCUGGACUCGCCCUCGGCCACCAUGAACAACACCCACUCCAACAUCCUCCGCCUCCUCCGCACCGCCAAGAACAUGGCCUCGCUGUCCGGGGUCAACGGCUCGCCCCACAGCGCCCUGGACUUCAUCCGCCGCGAGUCGUCCGUCUACGACAUCUCGGAGCACCGCCGCAGCCUGGCCGGCCACUCGGACUGCAAGCCGUCGUACCUCCCCGACGACAACAUGUUCAGCGACUACAUCAGCGAGGUGGAGAGGACGUUCGGGAACCUUCACCUGAAGGACAGUAACCUGUACCAGGACCACUACCUGCACCACCACGGGGGCUCAGCCCUGGGGCUCAGCGGGCCCCCUGCCAACCGCCCCCACAGCCUGGGCAGUGGCAGUUCCCUGGAGGGGGGCAUGUUCGACUGCGAAAGCCUCGGCGGAGGGGUGGCGCCCAUCUUCACCACGCAGCCGCGCUCGGCGCUGACGCACCGGAACAUGAGUAAGUUCGACCUGAUCUCCGGGCAGACUCCGCCCUCCGGCCAGAGCUUCAAGGGCGGCCUCCCCGACCUCUACGGGAAGUUCUCCUUCAAGGGCGGGGCCUCCAGCUCCGGGUACAUCCCCGGGCACGAGCGCUACUGCGGAGGAGGCGGCGGAGGCGGAGACGACGGCAACAUCCGCUCGGACGUGUCCGACAUCUCCACGCACACCGUCACCUACGGCAACCUGGAGGGCAACGCCAAGAAGCGCAAGCAGUACCGCGACAGCCUGAAGAAGCGGCCGGCGUCCGCCAAGUCCAGACGGGAGCUGGACGAGAUCGAGCUGGGCUACCGGAGGAAGCCCUACCACAUCAGCCACCAUCACUACCACGGCCACCGCUCGGCCUCCCCGCCACUCCCGCCCUCCGAACGGAAGAGGGGCGGAGGGGGAGGAGGAGGCCCCAACGGAGGAAACCCCUCCUCCUACCUGUACAGGGACAAGGAGGGUCUGAGGGAUUUCUACCUGGACCAGUUCCGCCCCAAGGAGGGCGUGCCCCAGUGGGAGCACGUGGAUCUGACGGACGGGCCGGGGGGGAGUGGCGGCGGCAUGGGCGGGGCUAACUGCACCAGCCUGGUGUCGGUGGAGGACUUCCUGAAGAGCGGCAAGCCCAAGAAGUUAGAGUCCAAGGGGGGAGGGGGCGGAGCCGCCGGGGCGGGGAUGUCCGGUGGCGAGUGGGAGUGCCGGAACUGCCGCGCGAGCGGGAGCAAGCAGAUGUCCAUGCACGGGGGCGGGGGAGGAGGGUGCGGCGGGUCCUCCGGGGUGGGGGGCGGCGGGGGCAGUCGGCCCAGCUCGGCCUCCUGCGUGCGAUGCGAGGGCUGUAAAAAGACCGGCACCCUGUAUGACAUCAGCGAGGACAACAACCACCUCUUGGAACAGAUGGGGGGAGGGAAGGGGGGAGGGCAGCCUCAGGGCCAGCGCAGGAAGGGGGGCCUGGGGAAGCCCCUGAGGCGGCAGCACUCCUACGACGCCUUCGUGGAUCUCCAGAAGGAGGAGUCUGUGGGCAUGGGGGGCGGGGUCAUGGGCGGGGUGAUGGGCGGGGUCGGCGGGCAGAUGGGCGGGGCCGGGAUGGGCGGGGUCCUCCCGCCGCCCCGUAGCGUGAGCUUGAAGGAGAAGGAGCGCUACAUGGAUGGCGCCAGCCCCUUCGCGCACAUCUUCGAGCGCCACGGCGGGUCAGAGCGCGACCGGGACCCGCUGUUCUACGGAGGCGGCGACAGCCGCAAAGGGGCGAGCUCGCCGUUCGGCCUCUUCCGGGGCGGCGAGGGUCUCCACCGCCGAUCGGUGGGCGAGAGAGACAUGAGGGACAGGGAUAGGUCGAUGAUGGAAGGAGGCGGAGUCGGGGGAGGCUACCCGCUGUCCAAGUCUCUGUACCCCGACAGGGCCAAUCACAACCCGUUCAUCCCGACCUUCGGCGACGACCAGUGUCUGAUGCACGGAGCCAAGCAGUACUACAUGAAGAAACAGCAGCAGCAGCAACAACACACGCCCAAAUCUGUCCGCUCCGACUUUCGGGGCUCCGUGGGCGUGGCCUCCUUCCUGCCGGCGCCGGGGUCGGCGGGGGUGAUGUCGAACAUGGCGCCCCGGUUCUCCAAGGAGCAGUGUCUGGGUGGGAUGGGGAACCACCACGGCUCCACCCUCGGGGUGGGCCCGCCGAGACCGUUCAACGGCAGCAACGGCCACGUCUACGAGAAACUGUCCAGCAUCGAGUCGGACGUGUGAGAGAGGAGAGGGGUUAGGAGCA